Molecule: messenger RNA, 1433 nt
Organism: Lolium perenne
Lineage: Eukaryota; Viridiplantae; Streptophyta; Magnoliopsida; Poales; Poaceae
Source: RefSeq, a predicted model, not a curated record
CUUUCACAACUGAUUUAUGCAUGAUUGAAGUGCUUCUAUCGUGUGGACCCGGAGCAUGACACGCAGGCGCGUCUCACUUUGCGUGGCGCUUGCGAGAGGUUGACACCGCAGCAGUGGUACAACCAAAAGUUCACCAGCGCUAGUGCCUUCUGGGCUAACAAGGGUAAGAGGGUCAAGAAGGAGUACUUUGUUGGUAACGAGCCUACGGAGGAAUGGGCAAUGACCAUUGAGGAGUACAUGUCGGUUUGUCCGGAGUGGGCCGAGCAGCAUAGGGAGGCAUGGGAGGAGCUGAUUAGGGCGAGGUGGCUCAGGCAGGACGAGGAGUUUGCAGCCGUGUCGAGGCGUAACAUGGAGAACCGAGGCACCGGUGGCACACACUGCGCGGGAAACCGCGACUACACCCGCUUCAAGGGGAAAAAGGUGGCCGAGGCACCACCUGGGGUGGUGCUUCAUGAUGCCCAGAUAUAUGACAUGAUGCGGACGAGCGGAAGCCCAAUCCCGCAUUGCCUCAGCCACAGUACUACGGCAAUGCCAAGGCCGCCAAGGAGGACUACUGCGACAUGGUCAAGUCUCGUCACCCCGAGGUGGAUGACCCCUUGAGCAUUCCGGUCGACGAGGAGUCGUUGGUCCUGUCGGGGCACGGGCGUCCGCAUGGCCGUUUCCCUUGGAUGAAUAAGGCGGUCAAGCCUACCCACUCCACGAGCUACACGCGCCUCAAGCAUACCCUCACCGCCGACAGCCCCCAGCCUCGUCCACGGCCUGCUCGUCCACCCGCCUACGAUCCUGACUUCGAGGCGGCCUUCGAAGCCUGCAAUGAAGCGUAUCAGCAGGCCGCUGCGCAGUGGAAUAGGCAGAAUACGGCCUACAUGGCGUACAUAGGAGAAAUGAUGAUCUCUAUGUCUACUGGUACACCGCCACCGGCUCGAGUUACCGUGGCGGGGGACAUGCCUAUCAUGCCAUCGAAGGCAGCUUUCGCUGCGACUUACUACGGAUCCACACCGGAGGGAACGGGAUGGUCCGGGAACCAGGCAUCGCCGGGUGGGCGCGAGGUCACACCGGUUCAUGAAGGUGGUCGGUCUCCUGGGCGUUCUGCUGGUGCCUCUCCGUCGACUACUCCUGGGACUACUCCCGGUGCCUCUCCGUCGACUUCUCCUGGGCGUGCUACCGGUCCUUCUCCAGGUGGUUCUUCUGCAGCUUCUACCGGAGCGAAACCCCGGGCUCCUCGUUUCGCCAACGAUGUGGGCGGACACACCCCGCCCGGGUCCUUCCUCCGCUAGUCGGCACCGGGCUUCUUGCUUGCCAUCAUUUGCUACCUACUACUAUGUAUUGGAUGACAUGGCACUCUCCUCUUGUAUGCUACUACAUGCACCAUGUAUGCUACUAUGUGGAUUUCAUGCUAUUUAUGUGAAUUAUGGUGAUUUUGGAUGAAUUUG